AUGGCAAGAAUGCGGAAUGCCCGGGAGGACGUGUACUUCGCCAAGCUUGCAGAGCAGGCUGAGCGCUAUGACGAGAUGGCCGAACACAUGAAGAACGUGGGCGGAGCGGACUCGGAGCUCUCUGUCGAGGAACGUAACCUGCUGUCCGUGGCCUACAAGAACACCGUGGGCUCUCGUCGUGCAGCCUGGCGUAUCAUCACCAGCGUUAUGCAGAAGGAGACUACAAAGGGCAACACAGAGAACGCCGCCUAUGCCAAGGAGUACUGCAAGAAGGUUGAGGAUGAGUUGCAGUCCAUCUGCGACACCAUUCUUGCACUCCUGGAUGGCAAACUCAUCUCCAAGGCUAGCAGCGGCGAGUCCAAG
This is a messenger RNA of Symbiodinium pilosum, 363 nucleotides long. The record is from the annotation of a GenBank genome assembly. NCBI's taxonomy places the organism in Eukaryota, Dinophyceae, Suessiales, Symbiodiniaceae.